Messenger RNA from Bombus huntii, 11444 nucleotides. Its product is annotated as peroxidasin-like. The transcript is spliced from 9 exons. The record is from RefSeq and is a predicted model, not a curated record. Gene Ontology annotation, biological process: synapse organization. NCBI's taxonomy places the organism in Eukaryota, Metazoa, Arthropoda, Insecta, Hymenoptera, Apidae. Gene Ontology annotation, cellular component: neuron projection membrane. Bases 1164 to 2102 code for a protein of 312 amino acids.
UGGUAUUGGUUGGUAUCGGUGCGACACAGGGGCCAAGGGUUCUAAGGGGGUUGAUGCGUCGGCGUGUUGCGCCGUAGCUUUUGCCGCGGCGCCCGGCAGUCCGUAGGCGAAGUCCUAACGAGUAGCCGGCGAGCGAGCCGUUUCUCCAAAAAACUUCCCCUCAAUUACAUUGCGCUGAGAUUUCCGUGUCCAUCUUUCGAAUUUUCGGCUCCUCGACCCGCGUGGUUUCUUUACUCGUCGCGUUUUCGCCGUUCGUUUUAUGCUUCCCUCGUAAACUCGCCGUAGGCUGUUUCGUUCGAACUGUUUGAAACCUCGAUAAGUUUGGAUAAGUUCGAAGUAAGAGAUCGAACAAGUUGAUCGAUAGUGAGAUUAACUUUUUAUUUUACGAAAUACGUACGAUCGAUUUAUGGGUCGAGGAAGGUAUUCACGAAGUGCGAACAGUGUUUGUAUUGACGAAUAUGGAAAAUUUUGAUGAUAUGUGACGAGAUUCUGUCGAUCGUGCGACAAAAAGUAAAUGACCCGAUUUUCGACUGACAAGUCGUAAGACGGAUGUACCUUGGUGGAAUGUAUCAGUGAGGAACGAUAGGUGUUGUGAUUUCGAAGAGUGUACAAAAUUCACGAUUCGUGAUUCUCGAGACUAGUGAUCGAAUCAAACUCCUCGAAAGGAUCUCGUAUGCGUGUGUCGUCAUCGCGUCAUCGUGCUGGCCUUAACGAGGCGCAGUUAGCGUCGGCAUCGUUAGGGAGCGUGGAACGCGAGUGGACUGGUGCUUCCAAAUCCUCGAAAUUAUCGCCGCGAUUCCUAGCACCCUUGGUGUAUAGUGAGAACAGUGGUUCGUCGUUCGUGUCCACCUCCUCUCGAUAAUUCGUCCUCGCAUCUCGAAGAAGGGAGGCACGUAAACGAUCGUGAGUACGCGAACGUGCUUCCUUAAAGUGAACCUUACGCGCGGAUAUGCGCCGUUAAUGAAAGAAUCUGGCGUGAUUGCUCGAGGAGACGAUCGGAGCGUCCUUACGUGGCUGGUAGCCGCGAGAAUAGCGAACCAAGCUAACGAAAAAGGGACAAGUAGAAAGGAGGGAAGAAGAAAUCGAGCAGAGAAGGAUCGGAAGGAGACGAGAGGCACCGCGUCUCAACUUUCGAAACAGAGAUGAGUUGAGAAUCGACUACGAUGUUGAGUCGUCUUUCGGCCGUGGUGGCCUCCAUUUUGGUUCACCAGCUACACGUUUUGUGUGCCGCCACCUCAUUAGGUGCUAAGCCGUUUCCUGGACUGGAAAACCUGCCGAGGUCGUUCUGGCAUGAGCUCAGUUCGCCUUUUACCGAGGUAUACGAGGUGGAAAGUUUCGCAACAGAGACGGGCGGCACUCCGGAGCCGAGGCCCUUUUUCGAAGAUCCAGAGAGCAACAUUACCGUGCAACUCGGUGCUCAAGUAUAUAUGCACUGUAGAGUACAAAACCUGCAGGAUACGCUUAAGGUGUCGUGGGUUCGCAGACGAGGCGACGAGCUGCACUUGCUCACGAUCGGUUUGGACACGUACGCGAGCGACUCUAGGUUCUCGCUGGCCCUGGAGAAGCCGAAUGAUUGGCGGUUGCUUUUGCGUUCGGCUACCGAACGAGAUGGCGGCGUGUACGAGUGUCAAGUCAGUGCUCAUCCGCCAUUAAUCAGAACUGUCCAUCUCACCGUGUCAGUGCCGAAGGUUGAGAUCGUGGACGAGCACGGUGCCACGGCUGGUGACAAAUUCUACAAAGCGGGCAGCACGAUAGAAUUGAAGUGUGUGGUCAGCAAUAUACCGCAGCCUACCGGAUAUGUUACGUGGCGGCACGGAUCCCGCACGCUGAAUUACGACACUACCCGUGGAGGAAUCAGCGUGAAGACUGACAUGGGCGCCAGCGGCGCGAUAUCCAGGCUCUACAUUGCCAACGCGAAUAAAAAAGACAGCGGGAAUUACAGUUGCGCUUUGGCGGAUGUCGCGGCAGCUACCACGGUCUCCGUCCACGUGUUAAACGGCGAGAAUCCAGCAGCCAUGCAGCACGGUGGUUGCGCGAAUCUUCAGGCGACGUCGUUCGUUCUCAUCGUCAUCACGAUGCUAUUCCCGUCGCUUUUCAGGUGACCGUGAUGUCCUAAUCACUCUCUGGGCCUGCAGUUCGAAUGGUGCUAACUCCCUUCAUUCUCGCGGCAAAUGGAACGCGAGAAAAUUCCGAAGAAUCCAAAGUAAUUGUCUUUCCCGGCCCAUAUGUCGAGCUUCGCAAGGAACGGACGCACUUUCGCAUUCGAAAUCGAUUUUUACACCGAAAGCCGAUAAGCAGCAACCAGCCGAAUCAAUUCCGACUCGUGAUACGAAGAAAGAAGACAGUAAGAAAUCAGCAAAAACUUUCUCCAUGGUAUACGCAGAUUAUUAUAAGACAGAGAGGGAAAGAGAGGGAGAGAGAGAGGGAGAAACGUUUGUGCUGAAACCACUGUUUUACACGAGAUGUCGUCAAAGGAUCCGAUUGUUCGACAAAGGACUUUCCUCCCCCUUUCGUUUCGUUUCUUUUUCAAUACAUCGAACUGCAUAAAUGGAAACGCGAAAUUUCCCCGUGACAGACAACGAAGUUUUCCCCUUUAUCGUGAACAUUCGUCGAUCCUGUUUACCGAGCUCAAGGUUCGCCCAUCUCGUCUACCAUAUCGUACGUGAAUUUCCACGAAUAUUUUUGCGUAUGGCGGUUCCAGCGGUUCGCUUUGAACGCUGCACGAUACCAAGAGAGGAUUCUCCAUUGCCUUUUACUCGGUCGAUCUCUUGGUUCGCAUGUAAAGAUUGGAAACGUAUCCUUGUGGGUUCAUACUGCGCACGAACAUUAUCAAAACGAAAUAAAGAUAAAUCGAACGUGAAUUAUCGUGAUUUGAAAUUCGUUCAAGCAGAUUAACAUAUCAAUCUUUUUCUCAGAACGAAAAUCGCGGCUCUUCCCGUUCCUUCCGACGAAUAAUUCUAUUAAAGAAAAGAAAAAAAGAGAAAAGAAAGUGAUUUGACUUGUCGCAGUUGAAACGCCGGGAAUCGAACAGAGUUUAUUUCUUUGAAACUGAAAAAGUUUUGGGAAUAAAUAGCGACCUAGAAUUGUUUAUCCGAAUGGAGCACGCGUGGUACACGAACCGUGCCAAAAACAGGCGAGUACGCGUAAUACUUUUUAUCGUUGUCAUUCUAGUUUCAUCGAAUGUAAUUGCAUGUUCCGGUCUUUUUAAUCCUCAACACGGCAUCGUUGCAUUAGCAUAUUUACUUUUCAAGUGUUUUGUUUUGUUUGAUGUUUCUUCUUCGACACGGUGAUAGCUUUUACCGGGUAAAAUAUACAAUGUCAAAUGAAAAUAAAAUAUAUUCUAACGUAAGUUAUCGCGAUCGCAUACGAUCCGCUGAUAACGAUUAAGGGGUUACAGGAAUCGAAGUGUUUUACAAAGAAUUUUAUAUUUAAAUACGCUUCGAUUUUAUCCAGAAGCUGAUGAAUUUUUUUACUUUACCAACGAUUAAUUUAACUAUUGUAAUAUUAAACUAUUAAAGUUUGAUUAAGUUCGACAAGUGAACCCAUGUUCGAAGCCUUUGUGGUUCACGCGUUGAAGAGUUUCGCAAAGAGAAUAUUUUCUUCGAUUGCAUUUUUUCCAGCUUGAUCAGGUUCGAACGUAUAUCCAGGGAAAUCGUAAAGCAGAGAGGUUAAACGAAGCAACGCUGGCCGAAUAACUUGGAGAUUAAAUUAGAAACGCAUCUUGCCAAGAUAUUCACCGAGUUGCGAGAAACAUCGUUUCUUGAUUAUUUGCAAAAAUCUCCAGUCGAUAAUUCUGAAUCUCAUCCGAACAUUUCAUGGGGAUUUCAUCCAUUGAAACAGUGAAAAUCAAACGUGAUGCUUCUGAGAUGAUUUUCACAUCUAAAGCACAUCGAUAUUCCUCGUACGCGUUCUACGUUCAUGCGUGAAAAUAAAGGGAAUAGAGUGUCGGUCGAUUGAACAAUUUACGCAGCUCGCCUGUUCCAUUUUGCGGGGGUUUCGCGCGAGUGAAAUGCACAACGGCGGAUUUGACAAAAAGAAACGCGAACGACAGACGCAAACAUUACGGCGAUGUGUCGCGCAAGUUGAAGCGUGAAAUAAUGGUUGGGCCGUGGGCUCUUGAAAUUAUUACACGAUAUAAAAUACUCGUUUCUACGCGGCGCCAGAAGCGUUGUUCAACCGGCCAGACAAUGACCGUUCAUAAAAUUUCGAAUCACUCGCUUAGCCUCCUCUGUGUUUAUUGCGCGCGACUAUGCAAAUUUGCUUUCACUUCGCUCCGCCGCUACAAAUUUAACACUUUGAUUACCAGACCGUUGCCAGGACAAUCAUUUUUGCAUCGGUCACUGGGCCCCACCACCGACUGGUUAAAUGCGCUUGUAUAAACGCCGGAUAUACGCGAUCGAUCUGUCCAAUUCACGUCCGCCCACUCUAUGACGUACAACCGCGCGUAUUAAUCGCUUUUCUCGCACAUCGCCGAUACCUUUUAUUUUUUUAUCGUUUUCUUUCCUACUCUUUUAGUUUCAUGUACGCUUCUUCGAUGCAUCUGGCGGGGAAAUGGUUGACGCGAGUCGUCGACCCGUCGGCGAUUACGAAAGCCGAUCAUGGGACUUUUACAUCGAUUAGUGGGGAAUAGCGAAGAACGAUCGAUUCCCAUUACUUUCGAUUUGUUUCCGACGCGACAAGUUCGAUCUUAUCGUGUCUUUUAUUCUUUCUAACACGGUCUUUUGUUUUUUAAAAUUAUUUUUCCACAAAUUGCGCAGCUCGCACGAAACUGUACAUCGAAUCGGAGGGUGUUUUUUUACCAUCUUUUUUGUCUUUUUUUUUUUUUUUUUGAGCAAUACAACACGCUUCACGCUGGCUCAAAUAUUUUUCCACGCAAAGCUAAACCGAUAUACCCAUACAAAAGCAAAGAGGAAGUUUUAAUUCUGCGCUGUGUUCUACACAUCGACUGUCCCUCUUUCGGAAACGAUCCAAUCGAGAACGAUAAAGUUGGAAUAACAAUGAGCCUCCUCUGUUGAAAAAUUACGAUUCCUUCAAUUACAUACAGCAUCCCUUUGUGCGCAGAACCAGUGUGCGGGCUUUCAAUCAACUAAACAAAACGCCGACACCGCUGAAAAGCAAAUAAAGAGCGCGUCACGUCGUAUUAAAAAAUAGUAAUAUCGGCUUUUUGGUUUUCGAUUCGUAUCCUUUGUUUCUAUGUACUCUACCCUUCGCUAUCUAACAGCUCGAACAUUUCGGUCAAUUUAUAUUAAACGAUAUGUUAUUAGCAGAUUGUACAUCAAAAUUAUUUAUUUUCAAAUUUAUUGCAUACUAGUAUUUUUUUGUUCAUCGGACGAUUGUAGUAAUCACGACGAAUACGAUUAUUAGAAAUCUUUCUAUUUAUAAUUUCAUAUAUCAAAAACGAACAUACUUACGAAUGCUACAACAUGUGUACAAGAACGCUAUGUUUCUUCCGCAAAAUGGUGCUAUUAUAUUUUAGAAAUAAAAAUGAGAAACAUACGUAGGUUGAAAUCAAACGAAACUCCGAUACGUUCUUAUUUUUACCUAUGUCUAUCGUAAUUUUCUAAUAAAACAUCUGACGCGCCAUCUUUUUCUUAUUUUUACCAUUUCGCGUGCAGAGUCUUCCGUGAUUUUUCUACCGCGUUUUGCCUUCUUCCUCGAACGAUGAAAACCUCACAUGCUAUAAGUAGCACAUGGCGCUAAUUAAACGAAAAUCCAGUACGUUGUUACAUCGAUCGAAACUUUCUAACCAAAGGCACAUUUGCGCACCAUCUUUUUCUUAUUUUUAUCAUUUUGUACGUAAAAGACACCGUGUACAAUACGCAAUACCGUGUUCCUUUUGGAAAACAAUUUCGAACGCACGGAAAUCCUGUCUACAUUUCCGCGCGUCUCUGUUGCCUCUGUUCGUCGAAUUCCUGUAAGCGAAAGUUGACCGCGUAAUUUCAUUUUGCGCCAUUGAGGUUCGAUCCCCGCUUGAAUCCGCGCGAUUUGAGACGCAUAACCAACGGGAUCGAUGUUAACGUGACCAGAGGUCGAUCGCGAAAUCGAAAUCACCGAGAGAUUCGACCCGAAGCGGUUAAACGGAUCGUGACAAUGACGUCGGGUCACUUCCGUGUAAAUCAGCGCUUGCUGCCGCCGAAUAUUGCAACCUUCUGCCUGAAUAAUACAAUAAUUUAUCGAGAGCAUUGUUACACGGCCAGGUGAAAAGUACGUGGUAGUCCGCACAAAAGUCACAUUCGUGUAACCGAUAUCUGCGAUAAAUUGAAUUAUCAUCUGGUCCGUGUGCCGCCUCUUUUCUACCUUCCACUUCUUCUUCUUUGCUCUUAAAAUCGUUUUACACUCGAUCUUGUCUUUUUGUAUCGUUAAGAAAUUUUUAAGGAAUCCUUGCCAAUGUAUGUCAUUUUUUAAGUACAACGGGAUUCGUUGCGAAUUGUCGACUAAAGAGCAACCGGUCAGGUCAAACCGAUCGGUCGAUAUCGCGUUCCUCGAACGAAUCAACGCUCAAGGUGGAGGAGGUUUAACAGAUCGAGUGUUAGAGUAAUCUAGCACUGUAUUUCCACUCGUUGUAUAAAAGUAACGUUUGAUGUUAUGAACACGGCGGUGGAUCUUGUUGGGAGUGAAGUAUUUCAGCCACACGAUACGACGUCUGAUGAUCAACUGUCCUUCUACGUUGCUGAUUCUCCCUCGGGGAGGACAUGUAAUUCGGGAUUUCCUAAAGAAGGGAAUGGAGCGGGAUUAAACGUACGAACGUUAUUUGAGGUACCAAGUUGUGUUCAUAAUUUUCGUACAAUUUGUUGAAUUUGUAAUUGAACAACGGAAUACCCAACAUCGUCAUAUGUUGCACGUUACACUCUACAAGUCAAUUCUGUCGUUAAUGUCAUGUAUCAUUUUUAUCAUUAAUUAAAUCAAAAUAUUUAUUGCUAGCUCAAAAGAUAAACAUCUUGGUGAAAAAAUCCAAUACUACUCUACCAAACACUGGACGAGCUUCGAAAGAAAAAUCAUAUUGCGAUGUAAAAGGUCGAAGACGGCAUUCUCGAAAAUCAAAUUACCGUUUUAUCGAUGAAAUGUCUUAUUCGCAUGCACAAAUAUUCUUUUACGCGCUUACGAAGCAGCGAUUCCAAUUCCUUAUAAAGGGAAAAUAAUGGUAAUCCGUUUGUCUGCUUGAACUUUUUCGCUCCCUGGUUCUUCCACUGCUCUGCCGUCGUUCUCCCCCUCAUUUAUCGUUUCGUAUCCAUAUGAUAUCUUGUUUACCUCUCCACUAUCCUGCAGGCUUUUUCUCGGCGAUGGUCUCCCACCGGAAUCGUCAUCCAUUUCUAUUUCUUGAAGAGCGUACCUCUGUCGCCCGUUGGAAUUCGUAAAAAGAAGCAUUUGCGAAUUAAUGGUAAACACUCGGUGGUUCGGUUUCCAUCGCGAGAAAACGUUUUCCCGGCAAACUCGAUUAGGGAAACAGCUUCGAAAGGCGAUCGUCCGCAGCCUUUUCUCUCGAUUUCUCCACCUUAGAUCAAUUAGAGCGUCGAAUUUUCCAGCUACUCGCAGUUAACUGAGAAGAUUUGGAGGGCUACUAUAAUAAACAAUACGUUCGUUUUAAUGCAAUUAUUUUGAUCGUUCGUUCAAUGUCGUAGAUUUUUAGUAUUUCGAAAAAAGAAGAAUUCCGAAGAACUGGAUUCUUCCUCUUGUCGAAUCCUAUUUACUUAUUCUUUAUUCUUUCCUUGUUCUCGUCAUUUGUAUAUUCAUAUUGCUAGCGUUGUCAUGUUUUGUACGUUUCAUGUAUUUAAAAUAAUUUCAUUCACUUAUGGAAUUUUUAGGAGAUGGAAUUGAUUGUUGAAAAAUGUAGAGCUUGUAAGACGUUGUUUUGAACUUCUGCGAAGUAUCUGUAUCUCAUUUAUAAUGUAAAAUGUUUUACAUUUUCGAGCAGAGUUUUAUUCAUUGGAAUCUUCAUAAGAUGGAGUUCAAAAUUUAAAACGUGUAAGACGUUCCUUUUAGAUUUUUCUGAAAUUCUAUCUCACUGUUACGAUAAAAUGUAAUAGUUUGUUAGGUAUUGUAAAAUUUCAAAUAUUCAAUUCGAAAUAAUUGAGCCUUUCUAUUUAAUGGUAAAACGUCGAGAAAAGGAAAAUGUGAAAUUAUUUAGUGGCUUUUAUAUUGGAAGACUAAACACAUACGAUUCUUCGCAAUUUUUUUUAAAUAUAAUGCCACUAUAAUUGGGUCUAAAUUGGAACUGAAAGCGUUCCACGGAAGCCGAGGCUUGCUUUAAAGGGGCAUAAAGCUUUCAUUGUGCGCACUGUCGUUUCUACGGUCUCUACAAUUCAUCAAAGUCGAACGGAUCUAUUUUAAAUUGAAAAUGAGAAGCAUAUCGGGAAUUACGUUUUCAUUUAACCGCGUAUAUUUUCUCAUUAUUGUUUCAGUAAAUGAUUUAACUUCUUAUUAUUCUGAAUUAAACUUCCUCUCACCGUAUAAUCUGUUACGCGUUACUUUUUAUGCCAUUUUUACACCGAUUAAUUUUUAAAACAUGUCGUACAAGUUUAACAACUAUAUUACUUUUUCAGUUCUAUUAGAAACUGUCGAGCGCUAAAUAUAUCGCUGUUACUAUUUCAUGUUUGUUGGGACAUUUAGUACAAUAUUUGUUGGGUAUAAUAUUCGUUGAUCGUUGGAACGAUGGGUAGAAAUUUUUCGCAUCGUUUCACUCGACAACUGCUAAACUCUAUAACGAAACUACGUAUAGAAGGAAUUUCAGUAAUCGAAAUGAACGCCAGUCAUGAAUGUAAUAGAAUUUGUUUGAUGGAAUUUUCAUUGGUUUGGACACAAUUUCCUGUCUUCUUAUUGAACAUGGCAAACACAUAGAAUCGAAGAAAUAUUUCUGCAAAAGUUACGAUUGACAUUAUAACCGAGCGGAAAUCUUUAAAAACGAACAAUAUAGGCGUUGUUAAAUAAUAAUAUCGAAUGAAAAUAUAAUGCAGAUGAAUACCGCUCGUCUUUUUUUUUUUUUUUAAAGAUGAUUCGCGAUUAAUUAAAAAGAUGAUUUUCGUUUUAAUUAAAAAUUUGUUAAAAUUCGCAUUUCAUAUGUUUAUGCGUGAAAUUCGGCUCUCUCGGAGCUUUAAAUAUUAAUUACGUAAAAUUUCAACAGCGAAACCUACUUAAUCGAAUUUUGAUUUUAACUGGAAUUUUGUUCAUUUAUUAUCUUCCACAGCGUAAGCUGUAUUUUCUCUUAUACGUCUAUUCGGUAGAUCGGUGAAAAACAGGGAUUGUUUAACGCAUUGAACGCGGAAGACGAUUUCCUAUUUCCUUGCCGAUGAUCUCUGGAUAAAUAGACACGCGUUAUGGAAAAAUAGAUUUCCGACAGCAGGGACCUCCUUCGAUUUUGUGUACCGCAUUGAAUAUGCGAAAAACAUUAAUUAAACGAUCGAUGGAUCGUCGAAGGUGUAUACAUUUAAAACUAAAUAUUUCUGUUCCACCAAACAAUUCAGCACCGUUGAAAAUUCAAUGUCGAAAAAUUGCGAGUUGUCUGAAUUAUUACAUCGAUAUGAAACAAAGUGAGAUUUGUUAAUAAGUGAAUCGCGAUUUUCUUUUACGCGAAACAAGCAUUUUUUAAAUCUUGUGAUAUUGAAAAUUAGUUUUUUUUUGUUAGAGACAGAUUAAAUCUGCACCGAUUUUCAUAGAAAUUUCACGAACUUGACAAACACGCUCGUACGACCAGGAGUUUCGUAGCGAUCGAAAUAUCGCAAGAUACGAACGAACAAUCGAUCGAGCAUUAAAUUGAUUCCACUCGACGACGUACAAUGUAACACGAUCAUCGCGUAACAUACGAUAAAUACAAUCGAUUUUUCAAGUACAUUAUCGAUGGAAGAAUCGAAUGUUUCACCGGCUCUCAAGCAAACUCACAGAGUUGCAAUUAAAAAUAAAACACUUGAAAAUCACAAGAAAUAACAGAAUGGAAUCUUUCGAUGAUAAUGUCGUUAAUUAGGAAAUUAGUAAAAUUUUCAAUUACGUUGAUUCUUCCCUUCAAUAGAAAACGUUACGUUAUUAAUUGUUAAAAUUUGUUCUCCGCAAUAUUCGGUUUGCCAUUGUUGAUACGUCAAAAUAUCGUUUGAGACUGGAUGAAAAAUUCAAUUCUUGCAUCGAAUCGUACGUUACAAAUUUGUACGAAGGGAGGAUGAAUAAAUCCUGCUUUCAAAAUCAUGGAAACAUUCCUAAUGGAUCUUUAAUCUUCGUUCGAUCGAAUGAGUAUUAACGAUGAAAUUUUCACGGCCGCGUGCUGCGCGAUAUGCAAAUAACGGCAACGCCAUUCGCGAGUGAGUAAGAACAUUUUCGUGUGCAUGCGUAUGUACGGUCUUUGUAUGUGUGCGUCCCCGCGUAUGUAUCUUCGAGUACGAGUACACGAGCUAUUCGGAACGCAUUUGAUAAGAAACGAAAAAGGAGAAAAAAAAACAGAUCCUAAGUAAGAUAAAGUAACGUAAGAGAAAAAAACAAAGUAUUACGAAGUUAGAGAAAGUAAGUCACACGGGACUUAUCCCGAUCGGAGAUUGAAAAAUCAUGCGCAGAAGGGGAAAAGUCGCCGUUAUACCAUUAGAUACGUUUGACAUUUGAUAAGUUGAUAGAUGCUUGUGAAUUUUUAUAAUUUAGAAUUUUUACCGAAUAUUGGUUCUAUGUACUUUAGCUACUAGCGAGUACUUGUAAAUUGAACUUAAAUCUGCGAAGAGAUCCAUGCGACCCAAUAAGACGAUAUUUAAUCGACGCAGAGCUCUUAGUGCUAUCGAUUAUAUGUAAUUAUAAUCGAUUGUAAAAGAUUCAUCUGCUUGCAUUUGUAUCGUACAAAUUUUUAUUUUCGUCCCAUUCGAAGCUAUUUGUUAACUAUCAAAGCUUCGAGCCAUUUAUUGCAUUAAUAAUUUUAAUAAUUGCAUCGGAGAUAAAUAAGGUAUAAAGGAAACCAGCGAUACUCGAUUGAUGCAAUUUUUGUACGUGCGUUUCAGACGUACGCGGUAUAAAGAAUAAGGCAAAAGCUACAGAAUCUAUUCUUUUUGUGUGUAAAAUAAAACGACGAUUUCUCCCGAUAUAAUUACACAAAGUGUCUAUUUCGAUCUUCGAUCCGGAUUCCGUUUGUCAGAGUGCAUGUGUGUAAAAAUCGAAGAAGAUUCGUGUAAAGUCUUCGGCUCGAUAUACUUGCUCAUCGCUAAUCACGUCUCAUCAUUCAUAGUAAUAUAUCCACGAUACGGUAACGAUAAAGUAAAUAAGAAGACAUGUCUAUAAGCAUCUGUAAGCUAUUGGUACUAUUAAUGGUCGUUAACGCGGUUAGGGUGGCGCAGACACGCUGUAGGGAAAUUCCAUUUUCGUGGGACGGGAGAAAGGACGAAAGCGGAAAAGGAAACGAUAGAAAAUUAAUUUAACGUCGAUAUUCGCUGUUCACUAUUUGUAAGAUUCGACAAGGUAAAUACAAUAAAAUUCAUAGUACCUAA